ACAUGUAUAUAAACCCUCGCGAAAUUGCACGGUUGAACUGUUCGAACCAGACUCAAAGCCAGUCACUCGACACCAUUUCGAACGAAAACCUUUGCCACAAGUCAACCGACUUUUUCCUUUCCUUAUCCAAAACAACCACCAAACAACCACGAUAAUGUCUUCUCCUCACCGCGGCGGCAGACUCGAGGACAUGGCCCCGACGGGCACCUCGAUCCCCAACGACGCCGGCCUCCAGAACACCAUCCCGUCCGUGCCGCGCCCGGACCAGCGGGCCGAGCACGGCGGCUUCGACAACUACGGCGUCGCCCAGCCCUCCUCCGCCUUCGCCGCGGACAACGCCACCGACAUGCCGCGCAGCGCUCGCGACAUGGGCGCCACCGGCGAGGUCCUGACCGGCACCGGCAACUCCUUCCCCGCCGAGGGCGAGUCCAAGCGCACCUUCAUCGGCAACCAGCACCCGGGCGCCAAGGGCCACGGCCGCGACCUGAAGCACCGGAACAUGAAUCGCGGGGCCUUUGACCGCUUCGCGGCGGAGGAGGAUGACGCGGCUGGGGAGCAUCAGAUUCGGAAUGAGUAGAUGUGGUGUUCACUUUGUGUGAUGAUGAUUUUUCUUGGGUAUGGGAUGAUCGAGUCGCGGCUGGUAUGCGACUUGCAUGAUGGCUAACGAUAUUUGUGCUGGAUGAAAUCAAUGUAUUAUAGAUCUUUUUGGAGGUUGACCGACCUGGGUUUUGAACGGGUCUUGC
Molecule: messenger RNA, 743 nt
Organism: Aspergillus aculeatus ATCC 16872
Lineage: Eukaryota; Fungi; Ascomycota; Eurotiomycetes; Eurotiales; Aspergillaceae
Exons: 1
Coding region: 191-577 (128 amino acids)
Source: RefSeq, a predicted model, not a curated record